Messenger RNA from Entrophospora sp. SA101, 565 nucleotides. Lineage: Eukaryota; Fungi; Glomeromycota; Glomeromycetes; Entrophosporales; Entrophosporaceae. The record is from the annotation of a GenBank genome assembly.
AUGUCAAUAUUUGGUAAAUUUGAUACAGUUAGUGAUAUAGCAUUGAUAUUUUAUUUCACAAGUGCAACCAUAAUUGGAGUUUAUUCCAUUCAACCAUUUAAAAGAAUACGUCCAAGAUUUGGCAUUAGUAGUAAUAGUCAUAGCAGAAUGGGCUUGCAACAUAUUAUAGCUAACGUUACGGUUUUAUUGGUGAUUAGCAGCAGUUGGCCCGCUUUAGUUAGAGUUUUGGGAUUGAUAAGACUGGAUUCGGCUGGACCUUAUGAACAAUUUCAUAAAUUAAAUAAUACCGGUCAAUUAUUGGCUAUAGCUUUUCGUCUUGGAGUUUUAAUUACUACGGUGUUUCCUAUUUUGGAUUAUUAUGUUUUAAGAAGUAUAUCUGGUGUGAGAUUGACAAUAGACAAUGAUAGUGGCGAUGGUAACGAUGGCAUUAUUGAUAAUGGUAAUGGUCUUGAGAAUAGCCAUCUAGUUAAUGGGUUUAAUGGAGAGUGUGAAUUCGGUGUAGGUGAAGUUGGUAAAGGUCAAAUUGAUCAAGGAAUGUGGACUCAAAAGACCAAGAUGUUAAAGG